AUGGAGUCAACCUUCGUUUUUCCAACCUAUGUGGCCCCAGAGCUAAACGAUACGACGGUUGUAUAUGAUAAUGUGGAAGAUCCUGAUGCGGUGACACUCCUGUCCAUACUGCUCGUCGGUAUAUUCUUGUCACUAUUAAUAUUUGUAAGUGCCGCUGGAAAUAUUCUAGUCUGUAUAGCAAUUUACACGGAUAGGGGUCUCAGGCGUAUCGGCAAUUUAUUCCUAGCAUCAUUAGCUAUCGCAGAUAUGCUAGUCGCAGCUGCUGUUAUGACAUUUGCCGGAGUCAACGAUUUGCUAGGGUACUGGGUUUUUGGUGAGCAAUUUUGCGACACGUGGGUUGCGUGUGAUGUUAUGUGCUCUACUGCCUCCAUUUUAAAUUUAUGCGCCAUCUCACUAGACAGGUACAUCCACAUCAAAGAUCCCCUCAGAUAUGGUCGUUGGGUAACAAGACGGGUCGCAAUUGUUACGAUAGCUAUGAUCUGGCUACUAGCAGUACUCGUCAGUUUUCUACCAAUAUCAUUAGGCCUUCACAGGCCACCUGAAGAAGCAGUGGCAACAGAGAAGCCCCCGAGAUAUCCAACUUGCGCCUUAGUGUUAACACCUACGUAUGCCAUCGUAUCCAGUUGUAUAUCAUUUAUAUUGCCCUGCAUUGUUAUGAUCAGUAUCUAUUGCAGGCUUUACUGCUACGCCCAGAAACAUGUGAAAUCCAUUAGGGCUGUCACGCGUACAGUUCAGCUGCCGGACAACCGGACAAAGUCCGUCCGAACAAGGGUGCACACCCAUGUACACUCUUCGCCCUACCACGUGUCCGAUCACAAAGCGGCCAUUACCGUCGGAAUCAUCAUGGGCGUGUUCCUAUUGUGCUGGGUGCCGUUCUUCUGCGUCAACAUUGUAGCGGCUUUUUGCAAGACAUGCAUACCCGAUUUGGCGUUUAAAAUUUUAACGUGGCUUGGUUACUCAAAUUCGGCCUUCAACCCGAUCAUCUACUCGAUUUUCAACACUGAGUUCCGCGAAGCAUUCAAGAAGAUACUCACGUCCAAGUAUCCGCUGUGCUGUGGCUAUCAGACUGUCAGGGCGAACACGCCUACGAGAAACGAUAACUUCGUCACCGACUAUGGUACUAAGACGCUGGUGGUGCGGAGGAGCGGAUCUCUUGGUAUGUCGGGUGUUGAUCCAACGCCUAGGUCUUCGGCGGAGUCGGUGAGGCCACUAAGGGACUACCACAUA
Messenger RNA from Iphiclides podalirius (scarce swallowtail), 1227 nucleotides. NCBI's taxonomy places the organism in Eukaryota, Metazoa, Arthropoda, Insecta, Lepidoptera, Papilionidae. The record is from the annotation of a GenBank genome assembly.